GCGGUCCGCUGCCAGUGCUUGCCUGGUCCGUGGAGCAGCUGGUAGUUCGAGUCGAGCGGCUGUAGAGGUGCAGCGUGGCGCCGCCGGCCCUCGCGCGGGGAUGGCGGUCCUCUGAACAACACGAGCGCCUGUCGCGACAUCACUGCGCACGCGAAGCUCUGCCUGUGCCUAGAAGGACGUCGACAUGAUGUCGAGAGAUAGUGGAGCCUCGCUGAUACUGUCACUGCUCAUCUCUGCAGUACUGGACAGUGACGGUUUGUCUCCACCGGGGAAACCUCGCCUCACCAGCUGCCGAUCUCCUGAGAAAGAGACCUUCACCUGUUGGUGGGAGCCAGGCUCAGAUGGUGGCCUGCCCACCAACUACUCGCUCUUCUACCGCAAAGAGAAUUCUGAUACCGUCUAUGAGUGUCCAGACUACCACACUGCAGGAAGGAACUCCUGUUUUUUCAGCAAGAAUGACACUUCAAUUUGGGUGAAUUACAACAUCACUGUGGUGGCAACCAAUGCACUAGGGAGCAACUUCUCAGACCCUGUGGACGUGGAUGUUGUGUACAUUGUCCAGCCCCACACACCAGAGAACUUGACUGUGGUUUUGGAAGAUGAAGACAAUCCAUUCCUGGUGGUAAGGUGGGAACCUCCGCGCAUGGCGGACACACGCUCUGGAUGGAUCACGCUCAUCUACCAACUCCGCGUAAAGCUGGAAAAAGAAGAGGAGUGGGAGGAGCACUUUGCUGGACAGCAGAAGCAGUUUAACAUCUUCAGCCUUCACUCCGGCGAGGUCUACAUGGUACAGGUUCGCUGUAAGCCUGACCAUGGCUUCUGGAGUGAAUGGAGUGCCACAACUUACGUGAAAGUCCCUGACUACAUUUCUAGAGAGAGAUCGAUUUGGAUCCUGAUUGCCGUUUUCUCAACAUUCAUUUUCUUUGUCUUUAUAUGGACUAUGCACAUUAACAGAAACAGUGUGAAACAUUUUCUCCUGCCCCCUGUGCCUGGACCAAAAAUCAAAGGAUUUGAUACACAACUGCUUAAGAGUGGGAAAUCGGAGGCGGUCUUCAGUGCACUGGUUAUCCAGGGCUACCCACCUACAUCAUACUAUGAUGAUCUGCUUGUGGAGUACCUGGAAGUGUAUGAUAACAAGGAACAAGUGUUAAUGCUGGAUAGAAAGGACCUGCAGGAGAGUCUGUUUAAAUCAAAGAGUUCUUCAGACACUGACUCUGGGCGGGGCAGUUGUGACAGCCAUACACUGCUAAUGGAAAAGUGUGUUGAGCCCAAGGAGGACCAGACCAUGAUGCCACAAGUGAAAGACAGUGAGGCUAGUAGAGAUCUAGUAAUGAAAAAUGACAGCAAUACCCCAGAAUCUACAAAUGUGAAGACCAAAACAUGGCCCACUAUCUGCUCUUCCUAUCACUAUGACCAGAAUCCAUGCUACCACAGUAUUCCAGAGAUGCCCAGGCAAUGCCAUAUAUCCAGCAACCACUUUGCUUCCACACACCAGCAGGACUACUGGGAAAGCCCUGCAGACAUCUACCACAAGAAGCCCCCAUCUGGCUAUCGAUAUGCCCAGGCUUACAGCGAAUUCAACAUUAAAGGCAUUGCACUAAAAGAGGCCACUUUUCCGGCAUCCAAGUCACUGGAGUAUGUGGAGGUUCAGCACGUCAACCAAGAGAACACGCUGAUCUUGAAGCCCAUCGGGCAAGAAGGUCCAGACCUCUUCCAUGCGGCGUGCACAGGACAUGAUUACAGCAGGGUCAAUAGGGUGGUCAGUGACAAUGUUUUCCUGCUUCAGAGGGACACGUCUGGCCAAUGUCACAGUGACUGCCAGGAAAGAGAGGCACCAGUACGGAGCUGCACACAGCAGCAACCUGGAAAGCCAGCAGACCAUCUGCAGGUGCCCAGGGUUCAGGAAACACAUCUGGCUCCCAAUGGCUAUGUGGAUACAGCCACCAUGUUAUCCUACUAACGAACAUAGUGCUCAUUUGGGAGAUUGCACUGCUGUUCUGGUAAACUCUGUUUGCCCAACACUGCUUCAUAGCAGUAUGAGAACCUCAUGUGCAAACAGGUUAAGAAGGUUUCUGUUUCAGAAAACAUAUGGAGACUUUUCUUUAGCUGCUUUGAAUUGGAAAUUUAUUUUCUAUUGCAGCUUUUUCUUUUUAGGAAGACAGUAUCACAAAUACUGUAACUAAAAAUAAUGGCAUAUGGAUUUAAUUACAAUCUACACCCAAAUACACAGAAUGCUUUCAUUUCUACACUGUCCGUAGCACCUUUUCUGUAUUUUUUUA
Molecule: messenger RNA, 2279 nt
Organism: Scleropages formosus (Asian bonytongue)
Lineage: Eukaryota; Metazoa; Chordata; Actinopteri; Osteoglossiformes; Osteoglossidae
Gene: prlra
Product: prolactin receptor a
Exons: 9
Coding region: 185-1960 (591 amino acids)
Biological process (GO): cytokine-mediated signaling pathway
Cellular component (GO): signaling receptor complex; membrane; external side of plasma membrane
Molecular function (GO): cytokine binding; cytokine receptor activity
Source: RefSeq, a predicted model, not a curated record